This is a messenger RNA of Schistosoma turkestanicum, 1727 nucleotides long. The record is from the annotation of a GenBank genome assembly. Lineage: Eukaryota; Metazoa; Platyhelminthes; Trematoda; Strigeidida; Schistosomatidae.
AUUAAUAUAAGCUUUUAUAGUGAUUUGAGCAGUUUUGAGUUCAAUGUUUGCAAAAUGGAUAUACUUUGCUUUGAUAUAUUUGAUUCACAUAACUGUCAGCAUGGCUAACCGUAGACUGCAUGAAUAUCAUAAUUCGGAACUGAUUGACAUCGACUUACCAUCAGGUGUUUCAAAGCCAUAUUAUACAUUUGAGAGUAAUUCUCAUGAAAAUCAUAAAGUACUGAGUCAUAUAAGAAGAAGAGCACGCAAGCGUACACGGCAUCUAUUUAUCACACCUCUUGACCUUCUACUCAAUCUCAGAAGAUAUGACAAUGAUGAAAAUGAUUAUGUAUCCGAGUCACCUGUAUAUUUUCGACAAUUUGUGGAUAAGGCUCGCCAAGCAUUAUCAGUGAGCCCUGAAAAACAUCAGUAUUUAUCAGAAGAAGAAGAAUUUAUAAAAAUUUUGAUUAGACUUAUUAGGCUUUUCAGCAGAAGACGUUUUCAAAAAGUCAGGCCAGUAGUUUCAGUUAACCACAUUUUAUUAUCCCAACCAAAUAUUCACCCCACAAAUUCAGAAGAACAUCCACCACCAAAUAAUCUAAUUGAUUUUUGCAAGAAUCAGCAACCAGUACCUUCUACUCAGUCUGCUUUGAACAGUUUCCCAGUUUCCAAAACUGUUUCAUUACCUUAUACUAAUCCUACGGAAUCUUCACAACAAACAUCUCAAUCUUAUUCCUCCGACCCUUCCAUACAGACUGGUACUAUUAGUAAUGUUGAUGUUUCUCAUUCUAAAACUAAAGCCAUUCUUUCAAAGUCAUCUCAAAAAUAUCUUGUUUCUCCUCCACUUCAGAGUAUGCUUAGCGGGAACUAUAAUGUCCAAACAGAAACUGACCCUGCUAUUAUCGCACAGCAAUCAGGAAGUAACUUUCCCAGCAUGCCCGGAUUUAGCCAAUUAGCAAGCUCCACUGACCUCACUUUGGAGCAACAAGGUUACAAAUAUAGACCAGUGCCGAAUAAUGUUGAAGCAAUAUCCUCAAUACCCAUAGGACGAUCGAAUAUCUUGACGGCUGCUAGUAUAACUGAUCUCCCACAACCGAAGGAAAUCAAUCAGCAAAGCUCCUUAAAUACUUUUCCAGCUACAUAUUCAUUAGCUCUAACUUCCAAUAUAAAUAAUCGUGAUAAUUUCGAUAAUCAACCAACACAACAUGGGCAACCAAUAUCGUCACAGCGACCGGAAAGUCUAUCGCACACAGAUAAGUUUGCACAACAAUCACUGACUCAACAACCAUCUCAAAUUUCUCCAGUUACGUCAAAUCAAAAAAAUGUGCCACCAACUGGUCAAGAUUUAACCCACACUAGUCAGUCACCUAAUGUGAAUAAUUUAGCAGUCAAAGCUCAAACCCAAUCCCUCGGACAGCAAAAGCAAAAUGUCAUUCUUCACCAGCCUUCACAUAAACCUGUUCAGAAAGCAUCAAAAACUUAUGCCGAUGGACCAUCACCGUUACCUCCAGAACAAUAUUCUGUUUCAAAGAUCGGCAAUUAUGAUUGGGAUUAUAAUAUAGUCCAUUCAAGUAGUACUCAACGACGAGAUUUAAAGAAUUAUGCAGUCAAACAGAAAAUUCUAGAACAGAUCCGAAGAGUUUUAUCAUAUUCGUAAAUGGUUUGUAUUUUUUUUUAAAUUGUGUCAAUUACUCACUAAAUUUGUCCUGAAUUAAACAAAAAUAUCAUAAUUGAUUUCCUGCUUUACG